Esox lucius (northern pike) is the source of this 3143-nucleotide messenger RNA. It is a transcript of the gene slc22a4, whose product is annotated as solute carrier family 22 member 4. Gene Ontology annotation, molecular function: transmembrane transporter activity. The record is from RefSeq and is a predicted model, not a curated record. The coding region runs from base 668 to 2317 and encodes 549 amino acids. The transcript is spliced from 10 exons. Gene Ontology annotation, cellular component: membrane. Gene Ontology annotation, biological process: transmembrane transport. Lineage: Eukaryota; Metazoa; Chordata; Actinopteri; Esociformes; Esocidae.
CUCAAAUUCCUGCGCUCUGUCUGGCCAAUUAUGUUCAAAAUACAUGUAAUUGAAACGGAAACCUCUCAAACAUGACGAAAAUGCCCCUUUAAAUGUAUGUCCCUUUUCGCCUAUUUAAGUAUGUCAUGAAGACCAAUGUUCUCCUUGCUGCCUAUUUCCAUUUGAAUAUAAUUAUUGAUUGGUAAGGACACACAUUUAGGCUUGCUUUGUAGAAGUUACAACCAGUACCCCAAUCAAUCCCCUUCUAAACUGUCCUUUAUAAAGAUAGGAGAGCCACAGAUAAUUUGUCCCAGUGGGAACCUUCAUCCCACGUUAAUUAUUGUCUUUAGACUUAGAUUCACUAAUGGUCAAGUUUCAAUACUUCAACAUAAUUCAGAGCAGACCGGUAAUGAUUAACUUUCACUUCCAAUGGCCUUUCAAUACAUUACUUAUACACUGCGAGGUAAUGAUGCAAUGAUAUAUUGUUACUUAAAUGCCUUCAAAACAAGAGGCUCAUAAAAACAGGAGAGCUCUGCUGUUAACAGUCGGUGUCAGAUAAUGACAUAAAUGCUGUCCAACAAAACUACAAUAGCCACCCGGUGCAACUGAAGUGUACAGGCAAAAGUAAAAUCCGAAGUGAAGAAUUUACAGAACUGGACCUUAAAGGUUAACUGAACACUACAACAACAUGAGAGAUUACGAUGGAAUCACAUCUUUUUUGGGAACAUGGGGACCCUUUCAACUGACAUUGUUUUUGGCAUUGGCUGUCAGCAUCCUGCCCAACGGGUUUACAGGUAUCUAUAUAGUGUUUGUAGGUGACACACCACCUCAUGAGUGCAUUAUUCCAGUUAAGUAUAAUAUCAGCGAGAUGUGGAGAAACGUGACCAUACCCAUGGAGACACUGAAUGGUGUGUUACAGCGUAGUUCUUGCUCAAGGCUCAAACUGGAGACAGUUAGAAACUACUCCACCCUAAAUAUCCUUCCCGAUGUGGAUGUCAACGUGAGUGAAAUAGAACUGGAGGGCUGCUUGGAUGGUUGGACAUACAGCAAAGAGGUCUACCAGUCCACAAUUGUCACUGAGUGGGACCUGGUGUGUGAUAAUGCAUACAAAGUUCCUUUGACUACAUCAGUCCAUUACGUGGGUGCACUGGUGGGGACGAGCAUCUCUGGGCAGAUGUCUGACAGGUUUGGAAGAAAGCCAGCUCUCUUUGCUAUGAUGAUUAUUCAGACAGUGGCAAUGUUUGCUCAGAUAUUCUCUCCAAACUGGGAGGCUUUCACUAUUUUGUUCUUCUUUGCUGGCGCUGGAUCAAUCUCCAACUAUGUCAUAGCAUACGUUCUUGGGUCAGAAGUACUAAGUCCUGGAGCUCGUGUUGUGUUCUCUACUCUGGGAGUGUUCCUGAGCUCUGCGAUUGGCUACAUGUUAAUGCCAGCUGUGGCAUACUUCAUCCGUGGUUGGAGGGGGUUGCUGGUUCCCAUGGCAUGCUCUGGACUCAUAUACAUCCCCUUAUGGUGGUUUAUCCCAGAGUCUCCCAGAUGGCUGCUCUCUCAAGGAAGAGUGGAGGAGGCUGAGGUCAUACUGAGAGAAGCUGCCAGAAAGAACCGAGUCACGGCACCAGAGGUUAUCUUUGAGGAGUCAGAGGUUGAAUAUGCUCAAGCCAUGAGGGACAAAAAAUACAACAUUCUGGAUAUCAUUAAUACCUGCAACAUACUUUCAAUUACAAGUCUGUGUUCCCUUCUAUGGAUGAUCAUCACAUGUGGCUACUUUGCCCUGAUUCUAAACACCUCCAACCUCCACGGGAAUCCUUAUUUUAACUGCUUUCUGUCCGGGGCAGCAGAGGUGCCAGCCUACUUCAUUGCCCUGCUUCUUCUAAGAUCCUUUUCCAGACACUUGUGCCAGUCCUCCACUCUUUUCCUAGGAGGCACUGUUAUUCUCUCUAUUAGCAUGGUCCCAAAAGAUCUCCCAGGAGUGGCCAUCUUCCUGGAGAUGGUGGGGAAGUUCGGCAUCACUGCAGCGUUCUGCGUGGUGUAUGCCGUCACAUCGGAGCUCUUCCCCACCGUGGUGAGGAACAUGGCCAUGGGGACGUGUUCCAUGGCAGCACGUGUCGGGACUAUUAUCUCCCCCUUCAUCAUCUACCUGGGAAAUUACAACAAGUAUCUGCCGUACAUAUUGAUAGGUAGCCUGGCAAUAUUUGGUGGUCUGUUCUGCCUCAUUUUACCUGAGAGUUACGGGAGGGUUUUGCCAGAGACCAUCCCACAGAUGCAGCAUAUCAGAGGGUGUAAAUGCGACACAGACCAAGACAACAAAAAAAAAGAUUUUCAUGAAGAAUCUAGAUUGUAAAUAUUUUAAAGUGUAUUGUGUAUUAUCCCCUAAUAGACCCUUGGUUCAUAUCAACAGAUUGUUAUAGUUAUUAAAAACGUAAUUGGUAUAAAUGGAUGCUUGUUUGUUUGUUUGUUUGUUUGUUUGUUUGUUUGUUUGUUUGUUGUAGAAUAAUGAUAAACAAAAUCCUAUUGCUGCCUAGAUUCUCAGUAUUGCAGUGCUAUGCUGCUUGUGUAUCUGUGACAUUAUUGAAAUAUGUACAGAAAAAAAUUAAGGCAAAUCAACUCGUGUUGAAUGUUAAAGCAUAAGCACAGGCGUUUUAGUUUCACUUCAGUUCAAUAAACAAUGAUCCUGAAGUGUCAUUAAGCAAAUUUUUCCAAUCAUAUUUGUCAAUAAGUAUGUUAAAAACAUCUGAAGACAGAAUCUCUCCUGGAAACACUUUCACUAGCCGUACGGAAUGGGCGUAUAUCCAAACAAGGAUCUUGCCAUUGUUCAGCUGACAUUGUUUCUUGAACUUUUCCAUCAAACAUCAAACAUCUUGUGAUGUUCUUUAACUUUAGGUUGCCUGCUGAGUGUAAACUGUUGAAAUUAGAAUGAGGACAAAAGACAAGUGGUAAGAACUAAUUUGCAUGUGCAAAGUUUGAGGAGCUUCCAGAAAUGUCAAGAGCUGACUUCUUACGACUGGUUAAAAUCAUUUUAUAUCGUAACUUCUCUGUAAUGGCCUUUUACCUGUCACCAUUACAAAGUUCUUUACUUGUAUGGACACACUCCGAAACAGGCCUUUUCAUGCAGUGCAAGGUGUGGAUGGAGGACCACCAGAUCAAGACCCUGUCAAGGCCAGCCCAAU